AGUCAUUCUCUGCCAAUUCUCUCUCUCGUUAUCUUUCCUUCUCUGUACAGAAACGUUGUUAUAAAUUCACUUUCGAGAAACCCAUUACCUUCAGGAAAAGAAACCCUAGAUUUUCUCACCAAACUCUCAUUUUCCGACAAGACCUCUCCGAACAGGAGAGAUUCUUCAAAUCCCUGUCCGAGGUUAUCCAAAUUUUGGCUCAAACUCAGAUUCCAUCUCAAUUGCUUUUAAUUUCGAUUGAAACCCUAGAUCCCGAUCCCAAUUUUGUUCUCGGAAUUCGAGCUCAGGUUGGUCAAAUUCUCGCUGACCGGGCAUGGGGAAGGUUCUCCGCGAAGCCUCCAAGCCCUCGUCGUCGUCUUCGUCGUUGUCUCGUGCCUCUCCGCCGACCACCACUUCGAUGUCGAUCACCGAGACCGUAAACGGGACUCACCAUUUCAAGAUCAAUGGUUAUUCCCUGUCCAAGGGGCUUGGGAUUGGGAAGUACAUCGCUUCCGACACGUUCGAUGUCGGCGGGUACUCGUGGGCGAUUUACUUUUACCCCGACGGGAAGAGCGCCGAGGACAAUGCCACGUACGUUUCUCUGUUCAUCGCGCUCGCCAGCGAGGGUACGGACGUGAGGGCUUUGUUCGAAUUGACGCUAUUGGACCAGAGCGGGAGGGAGAGGCACAAGGUUCACAGCCAUUUCGGAAGGAUGUUGGAGAGUGGGCCCUACACGCUCAAGUACCGCGGUAGCAUGUGGGGUUAUAAGAGAUUCUUCAAAAGAACUGCCUUGGAGACGUCAGACUAUCUUAAAGAUGAUUGUCUGUCGGUUAACUGUAUUGUUGGUGUUGUGAAGUCGCGAACGGAGGGGCCUAAGACCUAUUCCAUAGCAAUACCACCAUCUAACAUUGGCCAGCAUUUUGGGCAGCUACUGGAAAGUGGAAAGGGAACUGAUGUAACGUUUGAAGUCUAUGGUGAACAUUUUUCAGCUCACAAGUUAGUACUAGGAGCACGAUCACCUGUAUUCCGGGCCCAACUUUUUGGUCCUAUGAAGGAUCAGAAUACCGAAUGCAUAAAAAUUGAAGAUAUGGAGGCUCCAGUCUUUAAGGCUUUGCUUCAUUUUAUAUACUGGGAUUCACUGCCCGACGUAGAAGAGCUUACUGGUUUGAACUCAAAAUGGGCUUCUACUUUGAUGGCCCAGCAUCUGCUUGCAGCAGCAGAUCGCUAUGGCUUAGAAAGGCUCAGGUUGCUAUGUGAAUCAAGUCUCUGCGAACAUGUCGCUAUCAAUACUGUGGCAACAACAUUAGCGCUGGCAGAACAGCAUCACUGCUUCCAGUUGAAAGCCGUGUGCCUCAAGUUUGUUGCAAUGCCUGAAAAUCUUGGAGCUGUGAUGGAAACCGACGGUUUCGAAUACUUGAAGCAAAGUUGUCCCUCUGUAAUGACUGACCUUCUGCAAUAUAUAGCCAACGUUGCCGUUUCCAAGCAUGGAAAUGAAGCUGUUCUUGACGGCAGCGAUAUCAAUGGGAGGCGGGUGAAACAAAGGCUAUAGAAAUAGCUGCUUCUAUUACACGUUCUGUGCAGGAAAAAAAAAAAAAAAAAGUCUAUGAAGAAGCAAAGAGGGAGAGUCAGAAAAAUUAUUUCUAGGAUUAGAAAUAAUGUACCAGUUAUUGUAAGAAAUGUUGGUUUGUAAUGUAAUGGCUUUUGUUUCUAUUUAUUUCUUCUUUUGUUACUCUAGUGCUUGUAGAAGAAAACAAAAGACUACCCGCUCGAGAGAGAGAAGAGGGUAAAAGGUUUGAUUGCAAUUUGCAAGAACUAGGAUACAUUUCUCAA
Molecule: messenger RNA, 1809 nt
Organism: Morus notabilis
Lineage: Eukaryota; Viridiplantae; Streptophyta; Magnoliopsida; Rosales; Moraceae
Product: BTB/POZ and MATH domain-containing protein 2
Exons: 4
Coding region: 314-1528 (404 amino acids)
Biological process (GO): protein ubiquitination
Molecular function (GO): protein binding
Source: RefSeq, a predicted model, not a curated record